Molecule: messenger RNA, 4839 nt
Organism: Trichomonas vaginalis G3
Lineage: Eukaryota; Parabasalia; Trichomonadida; Trichomonadidae
Product: guanyl-nucleotide exchange factor protein
Exons: 1
Coding region: 1-4839 (1612 amino acids)
Cellular component (GO): cytoplasm
Molecular function (GO): ubiquitin-protein transferase activity
Source: RefSeq, a predicted model, not a curated record
AUGACAUUAGUUCAUUCAUUCAGCGGCCAUAUUCCUAUGACAAUUGAUAGCAUCAAAGACAUUUUCAUCAGAGGAAAUCCAGCUGAUUAUCACUCCGCAGCUGUUUUGAUGCAGGAUUUGCUCAAAACAGAAACAGACAAAAUUAAAACAUUGGCGAUUAUUUUCGGCAAAAUAGGAGAUAUUUCAAGCGGAAAACCAAUUCUUUUCUUCAAAGAUUAUCCUUUAUUCCAUGACGAAAACCAGUUUGCAACAAGUUACGUCAGAUCUGUCGGCGUUUUGUUGAAUGGAUGCGCUCAGUUUAUCCAUAUAAUAAGGAAUUUAUUGAAGCAGAAAGAUGAAUUGAUAAAUGAAAUCAUCACCUUCAUAUUGGACUACAAUUCACCAGAUAAAAACAGACAAGAGAAAGCUAAAGAGAAUUUCCAAAAAUUUGAAAAGUUUACAUCUGAAAAAUAUCUUUUCAGUGUCUUUUCAAUUUUAUCAAAUAUAAUCGAAGCAACAAGAAGGUUCUCUUUCAUCAAAGACACAAACACGAACCAGAUCUAUUACAUGGUUCACUUCGAUGCCAAGAACAACUUCUAUUACGCAUGGAAGAUGCCAUUUUCCAACAAUUCACAAUUCGUAAAGAUCCACUAUGGUCCAAACAUCAUUCCAAUGUCAAUUCUUCCUUUCACAAGUGAUUUGUAUCAAAAUUACGAUGCUUUGAACCCUUAUUUCAAAGAAAACAUGAUGUACACACAGAAAACAAUUCCGAAAGAAUGUUUGGCUUAUUAUAUUCUCAACAGUUUCAAUGUUUACAUGACAAAUUCUGGUUUCUUGAAACAAUUCACUCAGGUUGUCAAAAAUUCUGAAUUGAAAUAUGUCACUUUUUCAUCAGAUUUAGCAUAUUUCAGAAAAGUAUUAAGACAUCAUUUAUCAUCCGAUACAGAAGGAUUCUUUACUAAGAACUCUAAAGAGCUGCAAUUUACUUAUCAUUCUCCUUCUGAUGUUGUAAGUAAAACGAGAUAUUCCAUCGAGAAAAACAAAGUUACAUGCAAAGCCGGAAUUCACUGUUUCAUGACACAAACAUUGCAGCAAAACAGACCUAGUUUGAUGACAUUCAAACGAACAUCGAAAGGCGCCUACUGCAUAAUCGGAUUGAUCAAUCUCUCAGUCGAAGAAGGCGAUGGAGAUUCUUUCUUCGUUGAAUACAAAGAUGACAGAGUAAAUAUCCUGUCAAACAAAGUUAUUCAAACAACACUUGACACGCAAACAAAGUUCAUCAUCCAACUCGAUCCGUUGAUGAAGUUGGCAACAGUCUACAAUGGAGAUGACAAAUCUCCAAUAGAGACAAUCAUGACAAAGAGCCUUUCAUUCAGUUUCAUCAUACAAUGCCACGGAGAAAGCGAAGUCAGCUACAAUUUCUAUUUGCCAGAAAAAUCUGCAUCUCAUAAAUUCUUUGGAACAGAAACAUCUGUAGUUUUACCAGAUGAUUUGCCACCAGUUGUUGAUUUGAGACUAACAACACAGAUAUUCGAGAGCAGAUUCCAGUCAUUGCUCAGAUAUGAUGCAGAAACACUCAAAGAGACAUUAUCCGAAAAAUUCUCUGCAAACACUGCAAAACUCAACCCUCCGAAAUCUCAGCCGAUUUCAUUCAACAACACGAACAUCGCCAGAGAUAACUCAACAUUCAACGGAUCUCUCUUUGCCUCUGUUGUCCCUGACAGUGUCAUUGAUACUGUUUGCAACAUACAGGGAGAAGCAGCUGCAAUAGAUGAUUCAACCGGUUUGAGAAUCAAAGUUUCUGAACAAGACAACAUUUUCAAGCCAAAGACACAGUUGCCAACGAUUUCUCCAAUGUGGUGGGGAGUUUUGUCUCCGGAAACACUGAAUUACUUCGGAUGUGGCUAUGCAUCGAAAGCAAGGAUAGAAAGCCAGAACUUAUUGUUCUUAAACAUGCUGAAUGACCAAAAUGUUUCUGUUGAUUAUGUCAUGAAUUUCUUCAAUCUAAAGAUGGAAGAUUUGAUCAAAAUUUUCUUGUCACUUUUGUUGUAUAAUGACAAGAUUAUUCCAUCAUGUUUAGUUGACUUUGAUUACGAUAUCUUCGACAAAAUGACUCCUCCCAAGUCAUUACAGCUGUUCCUAUACAAGACUGCUAUUGACAGAAUCAUUGAUUAUGUUGAAAAAACAGAACAAAUACAAGAAUUCACUGAAAAAUACUUCAACAUUCUUGUUCAGAGGUUUAACAACGUCCAUUACCAUUCUGUCAUCGAUUCCCAUCCCUCCGCUGUUGUAAUCAAGUCAAGCCAGUUCAAACACGGCAAAGUGACAAUCUCCAGACAAGAAGUAACAGCGUGGUUCGCAAUCAGAGGCGGAAUAGAUCAGACAAAUAAAAUAAUUUGCCAAGUAAAUGGUCAAAAUUUGUCAAAUAACGUAUUAGUUAUCAAAUCCAAUACUGUAACAGUCAAAAUGGCAAUGGAAGACCAAUUCUACAUUGUAUUGAUUCCGUUUAGCAAGUUCUCAAAUGAGAGUUUGAUCGGAACGUUCGUAGAUUUGGCUGUUUCUUUCAAAUACUUUGUCAGAUUUUUGAGUUUACAUUUGACAGUUUACAAACCAGAAACUCUCCAGAAAUACAGACAGAAACUUUAUGUUUUAUUGUUUGAUUCCAUCAUUGCUAAUUCGAGCUAUUUCAACUCAUUUGGAGAAAACAUUUUGGCGUUUUUGUCAAAGAAUUUGCAUAUAGUCACAAUUGAUAUUUCUGGCGAAUUCCUGCAGAGAUUGAACUACAUUAUUCAGUGGAAUCCGACCAAUUCACAGCAGUUCUCCAAUUUCAUUAUGGAAAUGAAAGAAAUUUUCAUGGAAAGAACUCUCAUUUACAUCAAGAAGUUCUUCCCAGAAUUCUCAAAUCCAAGCGAGAAAGAGAUGUUCAAAUACGUCCCAGAUACAUCAAAAGUCUGUUUCUCUUUGCCAAUUGAGAUGAUUCCGUUCAAACUCACUUCACAAUCAGAUUUCGUGAAGAUCACUAACUUGUGCAAGAGACUUUUGAUGACGAAAGACAUAACAUCUUUCCCAUUCUAUAUUUUGCUCAAUUUCUGGGUGAUUGCAGCGAUGAAUUUACCUUCUUUCGACCAGAAAUUACUUGAUGAUGGAAAAACUCUUCAAAUCAAAUUCCGCUAUUAUGUUCCAAAGAAGUUCAAAUUCGUCUUCAAACAGAGUAACACCAAAUACGACUACUUAUGUUCUAUUACAAAAGACGGAAAGAAAGUCAAGUGGACGGACGAAAUCCAGACAGCAAAUCACAACGAGUUCUUCAUCAAUUUGAGUACAGGCGAAAAUUGGUCGAUGAAGAACUUCACUAUUCAAACAAACGAAAAAGUUGAUUCCGACGAAUUCAUCAUGAAAUACAGGGAUUACUUGGUUUCCGACAUGAAGAUGAUCUGCCAGAGAUGGAACAAGAGCUUGGACAUGGCAAUCCUGAGAUGUAUUCCUUCAACAACAUUCCAAAACGCAGAACUCGAUCUAAACUUCAAUCCAGAAAUUUUGGCAAACAAUCCGAAAUUGACUGGAUUUCCAAUGUCUCUUUUGUAUUGUAGAUCGAUUCCAUUGUUGAUUGUCAACUGGAUGAAGAACCACGACUACCUCAAAGGCGGUGAUGACUUCAACAAUUUCAUCACUCCUAUUUUCAAGCUCAGAUCUUUCCUGGAUAUUGUCAGAGCCAACAACGAUAAUUCAGUUCCACAAAUCAGCAUCAACAGAGACAUGGCAAGAAAACUGAGGGAAGGAACAGAGAAGGACAUAAGGUGCUCCAUCAUCUACCAAAUCUUCAGAAGUGUAACUAUAGACAAACUCAAAAAUGGAUCAGAUCAGCCGUGGAAGGUUUCUUUCACAAACGAAAGAGGUAUAGAUAUGGGUGGUUUGGCGAGAGAAUUAGUCACAGAACUAAGUCUGGAUCUGAGGAAUCCAAACUGCGGAAUAGUUUGUCCAACACCGAAUUCUAUCUCUCAAGUUGGAUAUUACAGGGAUAAAUUCAUAUUUGUGCCAACAAACAACAGCCUGAGAGACAAUGACAAACUGUACAUGAUGGUUGGAGCUCUGCUUUUGUUAGUUAUCAGGACAGGAUUAGUCCAGGAAUUUGAUUUCGCUCCUGUUGUUUGGAGAUUUUUGGUUUCAAACAAAAUUACUAUUGAAGAUAUCUACGAAAUUGACGUCAACUACAAGAACACGAUGGAAAGUAUCAAGGAGUCUAUCAACUCUGGAAUGUCUGAAGAGGAAUUCAGCAAACAGUUCAACCUCAAUUUCGUUGUAAAAGACUCUUUAGGUCAAGAAAACUCUUUGAAUCAACUCGGAAGAUCUUCAAAGGUGACAUUGGCAAAUGCGAAUGAAUUUAUUGCUUUGUCAAACGAGUUCAGAAUAAAUGAACUCCGGAAAUACAUGAACUGGGUCAGAAUUGGAUUCAUGCAGAAUAUUAAAACAGGAGUUCCAAGUUCAUUGGACCCAGACACAUUGGAAUUCAGUGCUUGCGGAGAUCCAGAGUGUUCUUACGAAGAACUGGCGAAAAUUGUUAAAUUCGAGGGAAUUUCAGAUGACCAACAGACAAUUUUCUUGCAAGUCAUACAGAAAUUCACUCCGGAACAGAGAGCAGCGCUGAUCAAGUUCACAACAGGAAGAGCGAGGUUGCCUCCUUCAAGUUCUUCGAAUCAGUUCAAGUUCAGAGUUGAUUCAAACGGAGCAAUGAUCGACAAAUUGCCUACUUCUUCAACUUGCUUCCACGUUUUACAUAUGCCAAGAUACACUUCAUUUGAGAAUGCCUACAAGAUGAUUGCAGUAGCUGUUGAAAAUACUGAAUCAUUCGAAAACGCGUAA